AUGCCCCGCAACCACAGCGAUGAGGCCGGUACUGGGCUCUGGAUGAAAACCUCCCCAGGGCGUCGGGCUCAGGACUACGGGUUGAAAGAUGUGGAGUCUGGACGGAGGAUGAUGAACAACGCGGUUCGAGUCGGAGACAGGAUGCUUUCACUGGGCCCUGCAGGUGCAGACGGCGCGGAGAGGCAAAAGGGCGCCCGGAUGAGUUUGCUCGGGAAGCCGCUCAUCUACAGCGCGCAGAGCGGGCGCAGGAAUGUGCGCUACCGGCGUAUGCAGAAUUACCUCUACAAUGUGCUGGAGAGACCCAGGGCAUGGGCGUUCAUCUACCACGCCUUCGUGUUCAUCUUGGUGUUUGGCUGUCUGGUCCUGUCAGUGUUCUCCACAAUCCCUGCCCAUCAAGACCUGUCCAACCACUGUCUGCUCAUCCUGGAGUUUGUGAUGAUCGUGGUGUUUGGGCUGGAGUACAUCAUCAGGAUAUGGAGCGCAGGCUGCUGCUGUCGCUACAGGGGCUGGCAGGGACGCCUCCGCUUUGCCAGGAAACCCUUCUGUGUCAUAGACAUAAUUGUCCUCAUAGCUUCCAUUGCUGUGGUGUCCGCUGGUAGCCAAGGUAACAUCUUUGCCACCUCAGCAUUGCGUAGCCUUCGCUUCCUGCAGAUCCUGCGGAUGGUGCGUAUGGACCGCAGAGGGGGCACUUGGAAACUACUGGGAUCUGUAGUCUAUGCACACAGUAAGGAGUUGGUGACAGCCUGGUACAUUGGGUUCCUGGUGCUCAUCUUCUCUUCGUUCCUGGUCUACCUCGUGGAGAAGGAGUUCAACAAAGACUUUGCCACCUAUGCUGAUGCUCUGUGGUGGGGCACGAUCACCCUGACGACUAUCGGCUAUGGAGACAAGACUCCUCAGACAUGGACAGGUCGUCUGAUCUCAGCUGGCUUUGCUCUGAUGGGAAUCUCCUUCUUCGCCCUGCCUGCCGGUAUCCUGGGCUCAGGUUUUGCCCUGAAGGUACAGGAGCAGCACAGACAAAAACACUUUGAGAAGAGGAGGAACCCAGCAGCCAGCCUCAUCCAGUGUGUCUGGCGUAGUUAUGCUGCUGAUGAGAACUCGGUUUCCAUAGCUACCUGGAAGCCUCAUUUGAAGGCGUUGCAUACCUGCAGUCCUGCAAAGAAAGAACAGGGCGAGACAACUAGCAGUAAGGGUCAUAGUAAUAGGAGGCGCUUCAGAAGGUAUUACACACUGACAUUUAGGAGUACAAAGUUGAGCUUUAAGGAGCGGGUACGGAUGGCAAGCCCUCGCGGCCAGAGCAUGAAGAGCCGCCAGACAUCCAUCAACAACGAUCGACGCUGUUCCCCAGGCAAUGAUGUGGCGGGCGCUAACACGGGAACCAGCCCUGCCAAGGUGCAGAAGAGCUGGAGCUUCAACGAUCGCACACGCUUUAGACCCUCCCUGCGCCUCAAGAGUCAAUCACGCACCGCGCCCUCCGAAGUGGACACAGGAAUGGGGAAUGAUGACGCAUUCGGCGACAGGGUUUGCCACUGUGAUGUCACCGUGGAAGACCUAUCAGCUCCAUUGAAGGCUGUCAUCAGAGCCGUCAGGAUCAUGAAGUUUCAUAUAGCAAAGAAGAAGUUUAAGGAAACUCUGCGCCCGUAUGAUGUGAAAGAUGUGAUAGAACAGUACUCUGCAGGACACCUGGAUAUGCUCUGCAGAAUCAAGAGUCUACAGACUAGGGUGGAUCAGAUACUGGGUAAGGGCCAAAUCCCCAUCGACAAGAAGAUCAGGGACAAGCUGCACCCUGACAGGGAUACUCUGGAGGACAUGAGCAUGCUGGGACGUGUGUGUAAGGUGGAAAGACAGGUGACGUCCAUAGAGUCAAAGCUGGACUCUCUGCUGGAUGUGUACAGGCAGGUGUUACAAAAUGGUUCGUCUGCCCUCACCCUCUCCUCCCUGCCCCUGUUCGAGCUGGAGCACCAGACCUCCGACUACCGGAGCUCCAUCCUCAGUAAGAACCUGUCCUCUGGCUCCCCCCAGGGAGGGGAGGGCAGAGGGGGGCAUGAAAGUGGUGGGGGGAUGUCCCGGUCAACAACAGGCCAUCUCUCCAGGGGCCUCCAGCUCAUUCUGGCCCCCAGCGAGCUCACCCUCAACACCUGCCCCCCCUCCUACCCUGCCUCCACUGCAUCCCUCACGCCCUCGCCUCUCCUGCCCCCUGACAGCCCCUACCCGCUCCUCACCACACCCAGUAGUUUCCCCAGGCGAGCGCACUUCCCUGACCUCCUGCCCCCUCCACCAUCCGCUGGUGCUGCCACCCUUCAGCUGCCCCCCAUGGGCCCCCAGCAAAGACGUUCCCUCAGCCCCACCCCAGAUGCUACACGAGGGGGUAGGCUGGAGCAGAGCUCAGGCCUCUCUAUGGUGGUGGGCUCCGGGGUGGACCAUGGAGAGGAGGGGGACAGAGAGGGUGGACAUAGCUGGGGCAGGGUGCAGCUGAGGGGGAAGUCCCAUUUGAGGGAGGAGGGCCCCUGGAGGAGGCACAUGAGCCUGGAGGUGGACCCCAUGCUGCUGCUUUCCUCUGGAUGUGACGGCAAGCCCUUGGAGCAGGAACAGGGGCUGGGGAAGUCCCUGUCGGCACAUAACCUCACCCAGCCAUCUGCAGACAACCUUCCUAACCUGUCCUCUCCCCUCGGCAACAGUAGCAGUUCUAGUGGCGACUGCCAUGGCGACCCCGACGCUAGCAACUGGGGCGAGACAGACCUUUUCAUCACCGGCCGUGACCUGGAACCGCAGGAGGACCAGUUUGAUUUCCUGUCCCAGGGGAGUGACUUCCUGUCCCAUCCCACAGCGGACGGUACCACCUGCUUGGACGUUCUGCGGACUGAAGAUAGGGGGUCCUUAAGCAGUCUGACUGGUCCCUGCACCCCCACAAUGGGCAGUGCAGAGUCCCUCAACCAGCCUACCCACAUCAACAAGGGGGACUAUGAAGGUGAGGUGCAAAUCUUCAGGAGCAGUGAGGUGCAGCAGAAGGCCCGAGAGAUGAUAGAGGAGCUGGUGGCCGGAGACAAAAGUCCCGGGUUUUCUGCAGCAGACCUGGGUGAGGUGUUAGGUUUGGGGGUGGAGCAGGUGGAGGAUUUGGGGGUGGAGGAGGUGCGCCACCUGGCAUUCUGCCUGGGCGAGCCUGACGGGCAGGCCGAGGCAUGGGAGCCAGACGAGCCAACCGAUGCUUGUGAGCCUCUCAAGCCAGCUGAGGUAUGGGAGCCUGACGAGCCAGUUCGAUGA
Salvelinus namaycush (lake trout) is the source of this 3258-nucleotide messenger RNA. RefSeq names its product potassium voltage-gated channel subfamily KQT member 5-like. The transcript is spliced from 18 exons. Gene Ontology annotation, molecular function: voltage-gated potassium channel activity. Gene Ontology annotation, biological process: potassium ion transport; transmembrane transport. Gene Ontology annotation, cellular component: membrane. Bases 1 to 3258 code for a protein of 1085 amino acids. The record is from RefSeq and is a predicted model, not a curated record. Lineage: Eukaryota; Metazoa; Chordata; Actinopteri; Salmoniformes; Salmonidae.